AGGAUCUUCCGAUCUUAGCUACAAUUUUAUAUUCUACGAUCUUGCUAUUCUCUCCCGAUCUUAUGUAAGAUCUCGAUCUUGACAACCUUGGUGAAGAGAAAUAUCGCAGCUAGCAGCAGUUGACAUUUUUGUCAGUACUGUUGAUCCGUUAAAGGAGCCCCCAAUUGUGACAGCCAAUACUGUACUAUCAAUUCUUUCUGUUGACUACCCAGUGGAUAAGGUCUCUUGUUAUGUCUCUGAUGAUGGUGCUGCUAUGUUGACAUUUGAGGCUCUUGCCGAGACAUCAGAAUUUGCUAGGAAAUGGGUUCCUUUUAGUAAGAAAUAUGCAAUUGAACCGCGAGCACCUGAGUGGUGCUUUUCAAAGAAAAUUGACUAUUUGAAAGAUAAGGUCCAACCAUCGUUUGUCAAAGAUCGUAGAGCAAUGAAGAGAGAAUAUGAAGAAUUCAAAAUUCGUAUCAAUGGACUUGUUGCAAAAGCAACAAAAGUUCCUGAAGAAGGAUGGGUGAUGCAAGAUGGUACACCUUGGCCUGGAAACAACACCUGAUACCAUCCAGGAAUGAUCCAGGACAAAUUUUGAGUAGUUAUGUGAAAAAAAGUGAUUUUGAACAAGAAAAUGCUGGAGAAUCAAGUGGUAUUGUUGAUGAUGAAGUAAUAGAGAACAAAGAUAACAAUGAACCACCAAUGGUUCAGGUUCCGCUGCAACCACUUCCCAUUGAUUUAAUAGGAAAUACAAUGAAGGUUGGAAUGAAGUCAAGGAAAAAUGAAAAAUUAGCGUUAACAUGGCAAGUGAUGGAAUACAACUUAGAGUUAUUUGUUAAUAUGGCAAUGUUUCAAACAGAUAGGGAGAGAAAUCAUGAGAUUGAAAUGAUGAAUAAAAGUGCUGAGGCGUCCUCUGAUUUAACUUUGUAG
Vicia villosa (hairy vetch) is the source of this 909-nucleotide messenger RNA. RefSeq lists its product as uncharacterized. Lineage: Eukaryota; Viridiplantae; Streptophyta; Magnoliopsida; Fabales; Fabaceae. Bases 499 to 909 code for a protein of 136 amino acids. The transcript has 3 exons. The record is from RefSeq and is a predicted model, not a curated record.